AUGUCUUUGAGCGACAGCGUCUCAACCCUCGAUCUUGGUCCAGCCUUUCUCGCAUCUGACCUAUCACCGGACGACGAUAACUCUUCUGCACUCAACAUAGAUAUUGAAAUGGACCCCUCUCCAGCCGAUUAUCCAAUCACGCAGGCUUCGGACGAUUCGGACUGGAAUUUGAUGCAAGACCCUUCAGAAACCGAUGAAGUUGAUACGACCCAUUCUGCGACCCUCUUAGAACUUGCACCGGUUCCCCUGCUUGACACUCUCCCCGAUUUAGACCUCCUGCCCAACAUCAGCAACAUUGAAUCCGAAUCAAACUCAGCUUGGUCUUCUGGAGGUAGCACUCUGGUUGAAGACGACCCCGAAAAUGAGUAUGAAAAUGUCGACUGGGAAGCCGAGUCGGCAAGAUAUUCUUGGGUUUCCUCUGGUGAAGGUCAAUGGGAAGUGAUUUCCUCUGAGGGCCAUAAUGCGCUCUCGAUCGCCGAAGCUAUGUCAUCUGAUGAUGAAUCCCGGAUGGACACGAGUUACAGCACGCCAUCUACUCGCCGCCGCCGGUUUACAAAUAGGCGGCCUCGACAGCCAACCCUUCGCGAGGCGCGAAGAGGUAAUGGAUACGAUGAGCUCCAUAUUCGAGAUAACAGUUAUGGGAACAAUUUCGAAUUUUCUGAGGCGAGCUCAUCAAGAGUCAAGGCACAUGCACCCUCACACCCCCGAUAUCAAACUCACAGAGAAAGCGAGGUUGAACUCGCUCAUAUGAACCCUUUGCACUGUUCAGGCUGCAACGAAUCACACGCCGCGUCUCUCUUUUCUCCGCCUCAACAAAGCGAACAUCCUAUGAGACGAUUAUGCAUUGGUUAUGAAGGCUAUUAUACCGUGUGCCCUCACCUUAGGCUCUCUUACGCAAAUAUCCGGGACUGGGCCGCCAAAGGUCAAGGUCAUGGUUCGGGCUACACUGUAGAGUGCGAGGACCCUUUUUGCCAUUUUUACGACGCAAAGAUACGAUAUCGUCGCUCUGAGACGUAUGGAGAUGAGAUCAUAGUAAUGUGGAGUGCAUUCCCUGAAGCCCGCGAGACGAGGCGGUAUAGAUCUCCUCAAGAUAAGUUCUUGGAUGAUUGCGUGGCGAAGCUUACGGACAUCUACACGUACUGUCCAGGAGCCUUUUGCCCGCAUCUACAAAUGUCAUUCCAAGAGGCUGUGAAUCUCAAUGGCCUGAGAGAGUCGGCAACCCCUCGUGAUUGGGUUUGCCUGACGGGGACUUUCGUUCGCUGGGCCAUGGACCUGUCUCUUUCUUCGAUAGAGUCAGAAUUCUGCCGGGAACGACAGCGGCAGAUCCCGACUGGAUUAGCACAUUGGAUCCAAAUAGUUAUCGGGUGCCGUGACGAUAACUGUUAUGAGUGGUUCAUUGGGACUUGA
Clonostachys solani is the source of this 1407-nucleotide messenger RNA. Lineage: Eukaryota; Fungi; Ascomycota; Sordariomycetes; Hypocreales; Bionectriaceae. The record is from the annotation of a GenBank genome assembly.